CACACGUCUGACAACUUCCUGACGGCGCUCCGUUUAAUUAAUUGGAAGCAGUUACGAUUUUUUUUUGCUUUUAAAAAUGUAAUUAUGGCUAAACAGUGUACUUGGGGCACCAAUACAAGUGGCUGGCAUUAUUCAAACAGGUUGACGGCCCUCGCCGCCGUCUCCUCACGCCGUGGGCGAGCAGUCGUCGACGUCCAGCAGCUCUUUGACCAGUCUCUCUCCAAACUGCGCCCGGCUGUAGCGCUUGACGGCGUAGGCGUCGGACAUCUUGUAGAGGAUGUACGCGUUGUUGAUGGCGAUGCUGAUGCUCAGCCAGAACACCUGCUGCCACGUCUUGUUGGGCUUGUGGAAGAUGAAGUACCUGACGAGCGAGAGCGCACGUGUUGGCUGCGAUGUAGCUGAGGUGCGCCGCGAAGGCCUCCACCGCCAGAGGACAUUCAACCUCGCCGCUUUUCCUCUUGAUGAUCAAGCCUGCAGGAAACACGGAGUGAAAGACACCGCAAAAACUACAUUUCAAGAAAGUCAAAAUGUCCUAUUUUAAGCACCCAUUUCUUUUUUUUUCAUAAAAACAAAAAAUAUCUUGUCUAGCAGUUUUCACUUGAGAAAAAUAAUCUUAUAUUAAGAAAAUAUAGCUAGCCAAUUCUCAUGAAGAUUUUUUUUGCCAGAAAUUCUUCUUCCUAGUAACAAGCUAAAAACCUUAUUUUGGUUAUUCGUCAAACACAGAUUCAUAUAUCCAUCCAUCUUCUAUGCCGGGUCGCCUGAUCACUUGGCCAUCGCCAUCAGUACAAAUUCUGCCCAGCAAAAAGCACCAGCUGAUGAGAGACAUGCUGCCUUGCAUCAUCACUCGCCACUGGCCGCGCUGCGCCGGCGUGGAGCUACAGACCAGCAUGCUUUGCGGCAGGCCCGUGCAGUCACUCUUUCUGGUGCUCAGCAGACCACAGCAGUAGAUAUCUAAACAAAAUGGCACAGACAUUUUAGAGUAUGUAGGUGUGCGCUGACCUUGCUUGCUAAAUUCGGCGAAGAGUCCGAGGCUGGUGAUGGACGGCCCCGUGAAGACGAUGGUGUUCUUUCCAGAGAUGUUCUGGCACAGCUGCUUGGCCACCAGACUGUGCAGCUGAGGUUUGUUCUUCAGGGCGGCCAGAGCGUCUCCACCUUGGCCAUCCUUCAGAUGCACGGAGAGCUGCAGAGGGGGGAGAGAAGAGAGUAUCUUCUUAUAUAACAAAUAUCUGCUGUUGGUUGACGACACACACUGCAUUAGAUUGAUGAGCCAACAUGUAGCUUGCCUGUGGCUAUCCCACUAAGUGGCCCGUGUGUGUGUGUGUGUGUGUGUGUGUGUGUGUGUGUGUGUGUGUGUGUGGUGGCUAAUGGAAUCUCAUUGAUUCGCUCCAUUAACUCAUCUUAUUUCUUUCUUUCUGUAUGUCAACACAGUUCAGAGCAGACACACAUCAGCUGACUGGUAAAAUGACCAUCAAGUGUGUUUGUUGAACGGGUGUGAUGAUGAUUGCAACACAUCAGUAGGAAUGGCGCAACACACAUAUACAGUACAUAUAUAUUUUGUUAUGGGUCAGAAUUGUCUGAUAGUACUGUUUUUCCAGUAUUUGGCAGUAACCAGCACAGGGUGCAAAUAAUAAUUUAGUCUGCUGCCUAAAUGGGCUGCGGAAGAAAUCAAAAGAGGAAAAACACAAGCUAAAACUAAUCUAUUAAUAAAACCUUUUCCGGACUUGCUGUUUUGCGCAUUUUUUUAGUGCAAUUUUAGUGCUUUUUAAAAAAAUUAAUGCUGCACACUGCCUGUUACCACACCCAUCAAACAGCAACAGUAUCAUCUUCUCUCUGGAUAACAACCUUCAGGCUUGCACUAGUGGAUGGCUGGCGGGUCUGUGUUCAUUUUGUGCGUUUCAUUUAAUGUUCCUGUCUUAGAUGGGAGCAACAUCUACUCCCACCCGCCGUUUGCCAAAGAUUUGUGUGAACGUGAGCCGGUCCGCGGGUCCAAAAAAGUUUGGCGACCCCUGCUGUGGAGGGCACAAUUCAUUUAGUUUGCUGCCUAGACCAGGGGUGUCCAAUGUGAGGCCCAGGGGCCAUUUACAGUCCACCGCUGUAUUUUUAUUGGGCCACGGCACGUUUUAAAAAGAGUAAAUAAACAAUUUCACAAUUACAAAAAAAGACAAAUCAGCAGUAAUUUUACAAAAAUGAAGUACGAAUACUAAGAGAUCUCAUCUAAUGAGAAAUAUGUAACAUUUAUAUAACAUAAUUUAUAUAACAAAUAACAUUUUAGUAGCAUAAAGUUGAAAUAUUAAAGAAAAAAUAUGUCAUAUAAGUAACAAAUAGGUUGUGAAAAAAGUUUUAUUAUUGUGGGAAUAAAGUCAUAUUACAAGAAAGUUGAGGGAAACAAGGGAAAAAAAAGAGCAAAGAGUGAAGUUGAUACUAAUAGGCUUUUUCACCAAUAUCACAAAGCUGAGAUGCUGUUUUUUUCUUGAAAUAUAUAUAACUUCUUAGCAAAUCUACAUGUGUUGCUUUACAAAAUAACAAAGUGGUCUUUGCAUCCUUUCCUUUUUCACUAUGUGGCCCUCGCUGGAAAAGGUUUGGACCCGGCCUUGACGGACUGCUGAAGAAUUGAAAACAGGAAGCCAAGUGGUGAUGAAGACCGGGUCCUCGUCUAUCAAGGGUUCGUGCAGAACCUGCCACAUAAGGAUGGCUUUGACGUUGACCAGUUUGUGUCAGAAUGUCGGAAGCAGGUGCAGCUGGAGGAGAUGAGAGAGGACCUGGAGUUCUACUACAAGCUGCUGAAGACAGCCAUGGUGGAGCUCAUCAACAAGGACUAUGCCGACUUUGUUAACCUCUCCACCAAUUUGGUGGGGAUGGACAAAGCCCUCAAUCAGCUCUCUGUGCCGCUGGGACAGUUACGUGAGGAGGUUAUGAGCCUCCGGUCAUGUGUCAGUGAGGUGAUAAAUGCAAUAGACACCCAGCUGUCCAAACAGGAAGACCUGCAGAAAAAAAAGGUUUGCGUCCUGAGACUGAUCCAGGUAGUGCGCUCAGUUGAGAAGAUUGAGAAGAUCCUCAACUCGCAGAACCCCAAAGACUCCAGUUCUCUGGAAAUCAGCAGCCCCUUAUUAGCAGGUCAGAUCCUGGAGCGAAUCGCCACAGAGUUCAACCAGUUGCAGUUCCACGCUGUGCAGAGCAAAGGCAUGCCCCUGCUGGACAAAGUCAGACCUCGUAUCGCAGGAAUCACCUCCAUGCUGCAGGAGUCUCUGGAGGGUCUUCUCAUCGAAGGUCUACAGACGUCCAACGUGGACAUGGUGCGUCACUGCCUGAGGACUUAUGCCACCAUCGACAAGACCCGAGAUGCUGAGGCGCUGGUGGGACAAGUGCUGGUGAAACCGUUCAUAGAUCAGGUGAUUGUGGAAGAGGUGGUGGAGUCCAGUCCAAACGGUCUCCAGAUGGUGUUUUCAAGGCUACUGGACUUUGUGCCUCAUCACUGCCGACUACUGCGAGAAGUGACGGGAGGAGCUGUGGCCAGCGACAAAGCCGACAUUGUUCCCGGCUACGACUUUAUGGUGAACUCUGUGUGGCCCGAGAUGAUCAAAGGAAUCGAGGAGAGGUUGGCUUAUCUCUUCAACCCCGGAAAUCCUGAUGUUUUUUUUGAGCGUUACAGCAUGAGCACAGAGUUUGUGCGCACGUUUGAGCGUCAGUGCAGCUCCCAGGCCAGCGUGAGGAGGCUCAGAGUGCAUCCUUCCUACAUCAGCUUCCACAACAAAUGGAACCUGCCCGUCUACUUUCAACUGCGGUACAAGGAAAUAGCAGGCAGUCUGGAGAACGCCAUCAGUGAUGGCCUAGAAGCCGCCCCAGCCGGCAGCGUAUACCACCUACAAGUGUCUGUGGUGCUGUGGUCCUGCCUCGUCAGGUGCUGGUCCGACAAAGUCUACCUGCCGCCCCUAGCGCACCGCUUCUGGAAGCUGACGCUGCAGCUGUACUCACGAUACGGAAACUUUUUGAACGAGGUGCUGACCAAGACUCCGACCCACAACGCGAGCAAAGAGCCCACCAGGCCCCUCCCCAGCUCAGCCUCAUCCACCUCCAGCAGGACGUCCAUGGAGGAGACGGGCAGCGAGAGCGGAAGCCCCGCCUCCUUGUCCACCAAACAUCUGGUCCACAUCGCGGCGGACGUGCAGAAACUACAAGAGCAGCUACCAGAACUGUCAGAGAUGGUCAGACGGCGAUUUGACGACAUCGGCUUCACAAACUUUGCCAUUGUGGAAGAGGCACUAGCGGACUCCAAGGCGCACCUGUCCGCCAGCAUCCCCGCCCUCAGCGCACGCAUGACCCAACACCUCAGCGAGCGCAGCUGCCGCUUCCUCAAGAGCGCGUCUGAGGUGCCUCGACUCUACCGCAGGACCAAUAAGGAGGCGCCCGUGCGAGCAUCAGCGUACGUGGACAACGCCUUGCAGCCGCUACAUCAGCUGCUGGCCGACUCCACGGGCCUGGUCGACCCGGCUACGGCACAAGAGUGGCUGAGAGUGACGCUUUCAGAGUGCACGCAAAGGUACUACGAGACCAUCUCUGAGGUUCUGAGUUCGGUGAGAAAGAUGGAGGAGAGCCUGAAGCGGCUGAAGCAAGCCAGGAAAGGCGCCAACGCCUCAACCAGCGCGGCCGGCGCCAACGGCGGCCCGACGGACGACAGCAAGAUCCGACUGCAGCUGGCUCUGGAUGUGGAGUACCUGGGGGAACAGAUCCACAAAAUGGGUUUGGAGCCGGCAGACAUCUCCAUGUUCUCCAUGCUGAUGGAGCUGGUGAAAGAGGCCAGAGACCUCGUGGAACACCACCAGUAAACCAAAAAAGAAACAACCUCACAGAGAUGGAACGCCAUCACCAUGUGACUAGACGGGAUGUGGAAUGUUUUUCACUCACUGACUCCAAACUACACUGUAAAGAAUGAAUGUCAUACAAAUUACAGCAUUGUUGUCCAUAUUUCAUCAGCAUAUUAUUAUAAACUUGGUGUGCAGAGGAUCUUUUUUUUUUAAUAAAUAAAUGGUAUCAAUGUUG
Molecule: messenger RNA, 5037 nt
Organism: Dunckerocampus dactyliophorus (ringed pipefish)
Lineage: Eukaryota; Metazoa; Chordata; Actinopteri; Syngnathiformes; Syngnathidae
Gene: cog2
Product: component of oligomeric golgi complex 2
Exons: 23
Coding region: 2748-4823 (691 amino acids)
Biological process (GO): Golgi organization; protein transport; intra-Golgi vesicle-mediated transport
Cellular component (GO): COG complex; membrane
Source: RefSeq, a predicted model, not a curated record